Messenger RNA from Dipodomys ordii (Ord's kangaroo rat), 2302 nucleotides. RefSeq names its product TBC1 domain family, member 12 (gene Tbc1d12). The record is from RefSeq and is a predicted model, not a curated record. NCBI's taxonomy places the organism in Eukaryota, Metazoa, Chordata, Mammalia, Rodentia, Heteromyidae. Bases 22 to 2010 code for a protein of 662 amino acids. The transcript has 14 exons.
CGGCGGCCACCCGGCCCUCAGAUGGUGGGGCCAGAGGAUGCUGCCGCCUGCUCGAGAAGAAACGCCAAGUUGCUCCCGGCGCCCGCGCAGGAGCCCGCGGACCCGGACAGGAAGAUGAUCCCGGCCACCGGCGGGUUUGGUGGCAGUGUCGGCGCGGACCGUGGCUGCCCGGCCGAAGCUCAUGCUGGCGGCUCAGAGCCUCGCUACCAGCGCCCGUGCGGUCGCCUCCGCCUGGAAGGGCCCGGGGACCAGGGUGCGGGCGGCGCCGACAGCUCGUCAGACUGGGCCGCGCCGCUCGAGGACCCGCUGCGGAGCUGCUGCCUGGCGGCCGCAGACGCCGACGUCGAUGCCGACGACGACUCGGGGGGCAGCGAGGACUCGGAGCGGCCCACAGCCAGCCCCGCGGGGUCCGUGGAGCGCGAGCUCGCCGUCACUCCAGCCGGGAGGACUAGUGGGGGUGCCGAGCCGAGCCUCGGCUUCCCGGACGGUCACUUGAACUCCCGGAAUACGUUCGAGGUGAGCCGCCGGCCGACCACCGGCGACCACCUGCCCCCGGCGGAGCGGCCAGUGCCAUCGCCCGGCAUGGAGCCGGGCCCCGCGGGGACCUCGGCCCGGGCUCGGCGGGGUGGAGGCUUUGCGGACUUCUUCGCCAGAAAUCUUUUUCUAAAAAGGACAAAGGAACUCAAAUCAGUUGUUCAUAGUGCGCCUGGUUGGAAAUUAUUUGGAAAAGUCCCUCCCAGAGAGAAUCUCCAAAAAACUUCCAAAAUCAUUCAGCAGGAAUAUGAAGCACGAACAGGAAGGACAUGUAAACCACCACCUCAGUCUUCACGACGUAAAAAUUUUGAAUUUGAGCCACUUUCUACCACAGCCCUGAUUCUUGAGGAUCGACCAUCAAAUCUUCCUGCUAAAUCUGUGGAAGAAGCUUUACGCCACCGACAAGAAUAUGAUGAAAUGGUGGCUGAGGCUAAAAAAAGAGAAAUCAAAGAAGCGCAUAAAAGAAAAAGAAUAAUGAAAGAGCGAUUUAAACAGGAAGAAAGCAUUGCAAGUGCAAUGGUAAUUUGGAUCAAUGAAAUACUGCCCAAUUGGGAAGUGAUGCGUAGUACAAGAAGAGUUCGAGAAUUGUGGUGGCAGGGAUUGCCCCCUAGUGUUCGUGGGAAAGUAUGGAGUCUAGCUGUAGGAAAUGAACUAAAUAUCACUCCUGAACUUUAUGAGAUCUUCCUUUCAAGAGCAAAAGAACGAUGGAAAAGCUUCAGUGAAACAAGUUCAGAUAAUGAUAUAGAAGGUAUAUCUGUUGCUGACCGAGAGGCCAGUCUGGAAUUAAUUAAGUUGGACAUAUCCCGUACAUUUCCAUCUCUCUACAUCUUUCAGAAGGGUGGCCCAUAUCAUGAUGUUUUACAUAGUAUCUUAGGGGCAUAUACAUGUUACAGACCUGAUGUUGGUUAUGUCCAAGGGAUGUCCUUCAUUGCAGCAGUACUCAUUCUCAAUUUAGAAGAGGCAGAUGCCUUCAUUGCAUUUGCAAAUCUCCUCAACAAGCCAUGCCAACUGGCCUUUUUCCGUGUUGAUCACACCAUGAUGCUGAAAUAUUUUGCAACAUUUGAAGUAUUCUUUGAAGAAAACCUCUCCAAACUAUUUCUUCAUUUCAAAUCUUACAGUCUUACACCAGACAUAUACUUAAUAGACUGGAUCUUCACACUAUAUAGCAAAUCUCUACCACUUGAUCUGGCUUGUCGAGUCUGGGAUGUAUUUUGCAGAGAUGGGGAGGAGUUUUUAUUUAGGACUGGAUUAGGAAUCCUCCGGUUAUAUGAAGAUAUUCUCCUACAGAUGGAUUUUAUUCAUAUAGCACAGUUUUUAACAAAAUUGCCAGAAGAUAUCACAUCUGAGAAGCUGUUCAGCUGUAUUGCAGCCAUUCAGAUGCAGAAUAGCACCAAAAAAUGGACUCAGGUCUUUGCUUCUGUAAUGAAGGAUAUUAAAGAAGGAGACAAGAACUGCAGCCCUGCCCUGAAAAGUUAGUCCUCUAGCGACUGAUACAAAAAGUAUUUUGGGGGUAAAAGUUGUCUGUUUCCUGUGUAAAGAGCUGGAAGAAAUGGGAAAUCUAAAAGAAUCAAGAGGCGGAAAAGUGCUCAUUUGAAAUUCCAUGUCUAAAGUAAAUGAAAUAAGUAAUUUAUUGACAGUAUUAAUUUAAAAAUUAUUUUGUAGGGAGAGCCAUUUUUUAGAGUAAAAAUCUUAAGUAGGUAUUUCAUAUUCCACAAUUUGGAGUUUAUAAUUGAGUGCAAUAAUAAAAAAUUUAAUAGCUUCAGAGAUA